UAUAGCAACACCCCUUCCCCCACCCUUCCUGUGUCUCCUUCAGCACUCUCGCAUGCCCGGCGUGUCGGAGCAGCUGACAGAGCACGCCCUCAGACAGCUCAACCUGAGCCACACCUCCUGGCGCAGUGGGCCCUUCCCACAGUUUGAGAGCAUCAAUGCUCAGAACAGAUUCAGCAUCCUGGCCCUGGUGAUGCAGCGCUACAACAAAGACCUGGACGCUUUCCACAGCCACGCGCUCAUCUCUGCCUGCAGGGUGUCCCACAAAUUGAGUCAGACAGGUUUCAGCCUGGACUCAGACUCGGAGCCGCGCAUCGCACUGAGCCCUGCCCUACUGGUGGAGCUGCUCAUCUCUGUCUACUAUGCCAUGUUCAACGGACACCACAAGGCGGCAUUGAAGGCCGUUGAAUCUGUGCACAAGAGAGCAAGCUAUGAACUCUUCUCAGAUGUUUUAUUGAUGACCAAUGCAUUGCUAAACUCCCAUCGGCGUGGGAACUUCAAGUUAGAGAGAGAUGAUUCAAUAGCCAAAAGCACCAAGAUAGCUCAUCCUCGUGGAACUUCCAUCACCAACGCAUCCUUCAAAGCCAAAAAACUUCCAGACGACAUCGAGUUUGUCGAGGGCGACGACGUCCACAAACUGGCAACGGUCGACGAGUUGGAGACGGAGCAGUCUGUGACCAAAGCCCUCAAGGCCAAGCUCAUGAACAUCGGCGGCAAGCUGGGCGGGGACCGGAACAAGAACCGGGACAGUCUGACCCCACGGCACGACGGCGACUCGCCGAGAGGAGACCCGAUGGACUCGGUGGACGUGGCUGUGGUUAAGGCAGGAGGUUUUGGCAGCAGCCGCCGGGGGAGUGGGGGGUCCAGCGUCAGCGGGAGUAGUAAGAUUAUCGUGGAUAUGUUAGAAAUGCAGCCAGUCAGGACACGCGGCCUCCGAAACCAGAAUGGUGGCGAUUUUGAAGAGAAUGGGAACGACAGCGGGGAGGCUGAAUACUGCGAAAGCUCGGAUGGGGGUAGUUCAGAUAAAACAACCGCUACGACUAAGAUAGCAUCGUCCUCUUUAAUUUUUUCCAAAAAGCAUGGUAUCUCCAAAGUGUCCGGGCAGGCGCCCGGCUCUCAGGCUUCCAGUAGAAUUACCUCGUCCCCCUCCGCCCCGGGUCAGUCCUCCUUCUCCUCCCCCAACCUCAACACGUCCUCGGUGAACGGGAAACCCCACGGGGACGGCCCAGAUUUCUCCUCCCCCCGCGCCCAGUCCGAGGGACCCGUAGGCAAAGAUGCGAAACCCAGAGCCCCUCCAUCUUUGUCCUCCAUGUCUACACCUCCCUCUUCCUCCUCAUCAUCAUUCCCUAACUCGUCCUCACAAGCUAUCCACUCUUCCUCCUCCCUGGCCUCUGAGCCACCUCAUGCCAACUCGUCAGUUCCGCACACGGCGGCCGCUCCGUCUAGUUCCACAAGCACUCAUUCCAUGCCGGAGGAGCUCAAUGCUUCCAGCAGUAAGAGGGAGAAACGAUACAGUGGGAAAGGCCGGGUCAAUCGCAAUUCCUAUAGCACAGACUUGUGACUUUUGUAUAGCUCUCUUUUUUUUUCAUAACACAUACACACACUCGUUUACACAAACACAUGUACACACACAUACAUGCUCACA
Molecule: messenger RNA, 1642 nt
Organism: Aplysia californica (California sea hare)
Lineage: Eukaryota; Metazoa; Mollusca; Gastropoda; Aplysiida; Aplysiidae
Exons: 6
Coding region: 53-1558 (501 amino acids)
Biological process (GO): protein localization to plasma membrane; phosphatidylinositol phosphate biosynthetic process
Cellular component (GO): plasma membrane
Source: RefSeq, a predicted model, not a curated record